UAUGUUGUUCAAAAAUCAAAAUAACGUUGCUUAUAAGUGUUAAAAUUAAUAUCUUUCGAGUAUUGUGUUCUACGUUGUUGAUGAAAUAACAUAUAAUAUAACACAGCACGUUAGUAUGAAAUGGAAAUGCGCAAAAAAAAGGGCGAUCGACUCGAUUCAGAAAUUUGCCGGAACACUAUUUGGCGCUUAGCAACAUAUAGUCGCCUAACAGUGGUGCUGCUGCAGUAUAUUUUUAACAUUCUCAUUGCAGAUCACAACGCUGAAGGCGUAUUUAUAUCGCCUAUAUUAAGGCAUGAAGAUACUACAGCUGUUGGUUGUGUGAUUACCCAUUUACUGGGUGGUUUUCUCCGCUGGGACGCUCAGUAUUUUUUACAUAUAUUCAAAUAUGGCUAUACUUAUGAAAACACAUUGGCGUUUUUUCCAUUUUACCCGUACACGGUCCGAUUAUUAACAUCUUACGUUCCUGGUAAUUCUGUUACAGUCUUCCUUGUUGCAGGUGUUGUCCUGAACAAUAUUAUAUUUAUCGUCACUGCUGUCAUUCUAUUUGAUUUGACAUUGAGCAUGCACAGAAAUGCAGUAUUUGCCUAUAAUUCAGCAGUAUUAUUUUGUUUAAAUCCAGCAAGCAUUUUUUUCUCGGCCCCUUAUUCGGAAUCGUUAUUUGCAUUUGCCACAUUUCAUGGGAUGUACAGUAUUUUAAACGAUCAAAUCUGCAGAGCGUCAAUGUUUUUUGGCAUUUCUGCCAUGACUAGAUCGAACGGUAUUCUUAACGUCGGUUUCUUUCUUUACAUAAUGAUCCAUUCUGCUGUAAAAAAAAAUAAGAUAAUGCUAAAAGGAUUUUUAGGUCUUUGUUUUGUCUUGCUUUGUUUUUCGUUUUUUCAAAUAUAUUCGUACUAUAAAUACUGCAUUUCACAGGAACCCAUACAGGAUAUUGAUGUAAUCGAAUUUGCCAAUAAAAAUAAUCUCCUGAUGCCAAAUAACCAGACAAUGUUAUCGUGGUGUGGCAACCGCUUGGCGUAUUCAUAUGUUCAAGAUAAAUAUUGGAAUGUCGGUUUUUUGCGAUACUUCCAAAUUAAGCAAAUUCCUAAUUUUAUUCUAGCUUCUCCUUGCAUAUUUGUAAUACUCAAUUUUGGAUUUAAAUACUUCUUAAACAAUGUUCAUGCCUUGAUAAACUUAGGUAAAGGCAAACCGGAAUUUCCUUAUAUAGUACAUGCGGUAUUCUUGACAAUAUUUUGUUUGUUUUUUAUACAUGUUCAAGUCACCACUAGGAUGUUAGCGUCGUCUAGUCCUGUUUUAUAUUGGGCGAGUGCAUAUUAUUUCAAAUUUCCCAUUUUUUUAAAACGAAAACUCGCCUUUAGUUGUAUAUUUAAUGAUAAAAACUCGAGCUUUAUUUUUUUGUACUUUAUUUCAUAUUUUCUUUUUGGUACUAUUCUUUUUGUUAAUUUUUUACCAUUUACAUAAAAAAACAUUUAUUUAAUAAUAUAUAUAUUAAUUUGGUUCUCUGUUAUAAAUUACAUUUACAUAUUGUUGUUACUAUAAAUUAAUUUGAUCUCGAUAAAAUUAUAAUUAUAUGUAUUUUUAUAAUAUUUUAAUAAAUGAUAUUUUAAAUGUUUUA
Adelges cooleyi (spruce gall adelgid) is the source of this 1612-nucleotide messenger RNA. RefSeq names its product GPI mannosyltransferase 2 (gene PIG-V). NCBI's taxonomy places the organism in Eukaryota, Metazoa, Arthropoda, Insecta, Hemiptera, Adelgidae. The transcript has 2 exons. Gene Ontology annotation, molecular function: alpha-1,6-mannosyltransferase activity; GPI mannosyltransferase activity. Gene Ontology annotation, cellular component: mannosyltransferase complex; endoplasmic reticulum membrane. The record is from RefSeq and is a predicted model, not a curated record. Bases 121 to 1458 code for a protein of 445 amino acids. Gene Ontology annotation, biological process: GPI anchor biosynthetic process.